GGCGGUCAAAAGUGGAUACCAAGGUUACAACUUUCCUUUCUCUAGUCAAGAGAAUGUUUCUCAGUCGUUUGUUGACUAUGGUAGUCCUUCAAUGCUAAACUUACACUUGGAAGAACAUGGAAAAGAGCUAGUCUCAUACUCUAACCGGUCGCACGACUUACAAAUACAACAGCUGGUCGCAACCCAAACAAGCUUGCCAUUUCUUGACCUUAAUCAACGUUCUUCGGCAAUAAUAGAGCAAACAUUUACUGAUCAUGAACUAAGUGCACGCUUAUAUAAAGAUUGGGUCAGCUUAGGAAAGGCUAAUGUGCAUGUGGAAAACUUUUCGGCAGAUCAUCCCGGCAUUAUGUACUCGACCGUGACGAACCUUGCCCAAACUGACCUAAAGGGUUCUUCCUGGGGAACUUGUGGUGCGCUUAAGUCAAAUUUCUUUAUGCCGAGGAAGGGUAAAGAGGCUUUGUGUCGGUGUAAAUUAUGCUAUAAUUUUCGGGAAGGUUAUGCUAACCGAAAGAGUAAUGCUGCUCGGGUUAUGAAGGAUAUGGAAAGUGCUUUGUCAGAUAUCCCACCCUUUUUGCUGUAUGACCUUUUCCAAGAAAGUAAUGCGUUGGAGACGACACGAUUUCAAUAUGAUACUUUCCUAGGAAACUGUUUAUCCUGUCACUCUUCAGAGACAAACGAUCAAGGCCUUCUCAUGUAUCCAAGUGGUCCUGGCCUGGAUGUUUUGAAUUUACUACUUAUCUCAGUGGAUCCUACUAACCCGUUGUUUGAAGGAAAAGAAAUUGGUUCAGCGUCUUUUACAUCGGUUCUUUCAAAGCAGCAGUUUGCGAUUCAUGGUCAAAUAAGGCAGACUGACUUUUCUACGUACAGUCAAAGUGACAUUAUCGUAGGAGUUCGAUCACAAUAUAAUUGUUCAUUCUUCCAAAGUAGUCCAAGCGCAUGUAGAGAUGGGCUAUCUAUAGAGCCUCUAGAGACAUUAGCUCUUAGCAAACAAGCCAUGUGUAUUGCAGUUAGCCCCUACAUUCCUGGAGAAGCCAUCACCGUGACAGAAACUGGUGAAGUGUACUUGUGGUCAUGUGGUCACCCUCUACAGACUGUUCAUCAACCCAACUCACCUACAUGUAACAGUCAAGAGUUGCCAUGGUACCAGUGUGUCUUUGCUACAAACCCUCGAUGCAUUGCAUUGGCAGAUGCAAAAGGCAUGAACUUGUUAGAUUUCAGGGCUGGAAAAUUGUUCCAAAGGUUGUUUUUCUCUAUACCGUCAUCUGAAGUUGACCCCUUCGAAUGUGUGUCUGCAAUUCAGCGUCACCCACAGAAUACCCACCACUAUGUAUUAGCCACUGAUCAGUCACUUUUACUUAUAGAUGAUCGUUUCCUUCAACACCCUGUCUUAAAAUGGAGACAUCACAAUGAAGACCCAGUUCAAUUCAUUAAUGUUAAUUGUGAUACAAUUCAAGGCUGUAAUGAUACAGUGUUGGUGAUUUCUGGCUCAAAUCAUCGACAGACUCACUGCUUUCAGUAUUCUGAAGGCCAGUCCCAAGCUGGAGAUGUCCUCCCUCUAACCAAAGAAGAGUGUUAUUUGCCACCUCAAUCAACAACUCUUCCAUGGAAGGUAUCAUCCUAUAGUGAGUGGUAUUACAAAGGGCUCAGGAAUGGCCUCACCUUUUCAUCAGCAAGUGCUUUGCGGUUGUCAAAACCACUUAUUGGCAUCUGCACUCUGUCACACACCACCCAUCCUCAAAAGGGUUUCACUGUCUUUCAAAUGUCAUCUGUUGGUGAUUUGUUCUACCAGCCAUUUGUUCUACAAAGUGGCAAAGAUUCAAUAGUAGACUUUAGCUCUAACAAUGAAGGUGCUACAAUUGUUGCUGGUGACCUUGGUCCCAGAGAUAAGAUUUUGUGUCAAAAAUGGAUUGAUCUUGCUAAUGUUCAAAAUGAAAACUUUGUGAAAUCAUCUGUAAAUCAAGUGGAAUGCAUUGAGGUUGACACAAAAGUUCUUUGUGAUGAGGUAGCACUUUUGCCAGAGCCUCAUUCUUGUUGUGUAUUGUGUAAUAACAAACAAAUUCUUGACACCAUGUUGCUGGAGCAGACAGAAUCUGGAUCAAAUGUUUGCAAAAGAUGUGGAAUGGAGUUGACUUGCAGCCUAAAUCUGGUAAAGAAUCAGAAGAACAAAAGGGUUCUUACAAAAGAGACUCUUUGUAUGCAAUUUCAAGUAAAAGAGUUAGGAAUUUUUCCUGAUAUGGCUACAGCUACAGACCCUCUGAGUAAAUGUCUAUGGUUAAAUUGGACAAGUUUUGAAGCAAUACCUGUGUUCUCAUCAGUGGAACAAGGUUCAGAAAAAAAUGAAACUGAGGAGAGAAGUAAAAAAGGAAAUACAGUGCCACCACCGGCUGUGACAGUCUUCAAAUCAAAAGAUUUGUCACAUCCUGUCAGACAAAGCAGUGAAGGUGAUGGUACUUUUCCUACCACUUCAGUUCAGAAGCAGGACACACCAUCUUCACCCCAACCAAAACAAGUGAAGAAACACUUAAAAGUGAAGGGAAAACAAACUCGACAUGUCAUGGGCUUUUAGUCUUAGUUGGAGUUACUGUAGCAAUUUUGAACUAUGAUUGUUAAAAUGUUUUGAAGGUUCAUCAUCAAUAAUGUUUUGCAAAGCCUUUUACUUGGAAAAAUAAACUUCUCUGGCUUGUAAAAUUGUUAUAAUAAAAAGAUCCUGACAUUAUUUGAUAAAUGUUGGAUAAAUUCAUCUUUGAAUAAUUAUGAGUGAUACACUUCUUAAGCUGUAGUAAAAAUAAAGCCUAGUAGAAAAAAAAAUUUGGGCCUGUACAGGAGUGGAACCCAUGACUUCUGUGAUAUGGGUGUAGUGUUCCACCAAGUGAGCCAACAAGCCAUCUGGGAGCUGGUCAUUUUGUUGUUUCAUAGCAAUCAUGUGAAGUGAUGAAUAAAUGUAGCAAUUCAUUGGUUUAUUAUCAAGGCCAAUUCAAACAUAGAUGUAACAAGAUUAAAGAAAAUGAUUGUCAACUGAAGCUCUUGACUGUUUAACAGAUACUUGUCAUUACUACUGUCUACUAGCAUAGAAUAGAGAACUGUAACAAGAAUAUACACACUGAUGUUAGGGUGUAAAUGGUUAACAGGGGCUGGCUUAUGGCUAGAUGGUAUACCAUAAGUCAUACUACGUAGAACUUGGAGAGAAUGUUUUAAUGAUUCAAAUAAAAAAAAGCCCUUUUAGUUUAUUAA
Molecule: messenger RNA, 3231 nt
Organism: Stylophora pistillata
Lineage: Eukaryota; Metazoa; Cnidaria; Anthozoa; Scleractinia; Pocilloporidae
Biological process (GO): transcription by RNA polymerase I
Cellular component (GO): fibrillar center
Molecular function (GO): protein binding; RNA polymerase I core promoter sequence-specific DNA binding
Source: RefSeq, a predicted model, not a curated record